This is a messenger RNA of Schistosoma spindalis, 3961 nucleotides long. NCBI's taxonomy places the organism in Eukaryota, Metazoa, Platyhelminthes, Trematoda, Strigeidida, Schistosomatidae. The record is from the annotation of a GenBank genome assembly.
CUGAAACUGAAACUGAAAAUGCGCCAAAUAUGAGUCAAGGGCACUGUAUGUCAUUAUACUGAGGAUUUACUGUCGUCAUCCCACGAUACAGCUGAUUGCUGUCAAUCACUUUCAGCACCCGAGGUACCUGCAAGCUAAAAGUGAGCCGUAACAGAUACAAUGGCAACUGCUCUUGGAGUUGUACUUGAUGUAGGAAUUCAUAUGAAUCCUAAUUUCAGAGAAGCUAUUGAGUGCGUAAGGCUGUUAUUGGAAAAAAAAUUUUUCGCCGAAUCAAAAGAUGAAGUUGCACUUAUUCUCUGCGGCUCUGAUGCUACUGACAAUCCUUUAGCUGAUGAAGAAGGAAGUUUUCAAAAUAUAUGUUUGGUUUUUGAACUCGCUCCUAUAAGUUGGAAGGUCUUGGAAUCUCUAGAUCCAAAUUUAUUAUCACUCUCGACAGGAGAUGUUGUUGAUGCACUAAUGGUAGGAGCCGACCACUUGUUUAAUCGUUGCAAGAGUAAAAGAAACAUAAAAGAAAAGCACUUGUUGCUUGUCAGCAAUUUAUAUGGUUCGGUUGACGAUUCUGAUGUCUCCAGGGUAUCUGAAAGCCUCCAAUCUUCAGGUAUUAAAUUCAGCUUGAUUGGUUGUGACUUGAAAAAGAGUACUAAUAUCUCACCUGAAAACCGAGAUGAACCUGGACCAUCUCAUGCCGUUUCUCAUCACCUCCAUCCUUCACCAAAAACUAGACCCUCCAUUUCUUUUCUAGCUGAACUCUGGGAUCAACUAAACGGAGAAUCAUAUGACUUUAGUGAUGCAGUCACUGCAUUGAAUAUAUUCGAAACCCGUAGCGUUUCUCAACGUGGUUGGAAUGUAAGUUUGCAAAUUGGCGAUUCGAUCACUAUCCCAGUUGUCGGCUAUACACAUAUAAAGGAGGCUCAUCCACCAACUAUGAGGAUAAUGUACGCUCCAGAUCCUUCUCUUCCACUGCGCGCUGUUACAAAAUAUUGUACACAAGGUGCAGAUCCUUCCGAUUUAAACUCUUCUGAAGUUACUCGAGGUUAUCGGUAUGGUGGGACUGUAGUCCCCUUUGGCGAAGAAGAUAUGGCCUCCAUAAAACCCCCUUCAGAAAAGUGUUUCAGCGUUAUUGGAUUUACGAGUGCUGACAAUAUCCCCCAUAAUCUUUACACUGGUGAAAGUGUGUUGGUUUUCGUUGCUCAGUCAGUCAAACAAUCUGAAGAUGAUGUAACCAAUCGUCCAUCCUGUUCAACAGCUUUGGCAGCGUUGGCUCAAGCACUUUAUGAGAUUAGUGGUGUUGCUCUUGUCCGGAGAGUGUACAAUCAAACAAGUGCCGUUAGACUAGGAGUUUUAACUCCAGAAAUUCAUGGUGACCAGAUAUCGCUCAUGUAUACUGAUAUAGCGUUUAGUGAAGAUAUUCGCAAUCUGAAACUCCCAAGUUUACCAGUUUCCUGUGAGCCUUCUACUUCCACUACGGAAUGUUCUGUUAAAUCUUCAAGCACUAUGAAAUUGCGUAAAGAUUGCCCAUCUCAGGAACAGUUAUCAGCUAUGGAUUCUUUUAUUAACUCCAUGAUGUUAGAUUAUUCAGAUGAAAGUGAUGAUGAUGAUGAUGGUGGUGAACUCAACAAGAAAGACAAAAACGACGUGAAAAAUCCUUCAUCAAACAGGAUCUUAAAAGUUCAACGGAUAUCAAACCCUUGGAUUCAACGUUUCUUUGCCUGCCUUAGAAAACGGAGUUUUAAUCCAUCAGUACCACUUCCGAUUUCAAAGCAAUCAAAUUCUUCCGAUGUUUGGCUGUCACCUGAAAUGUUUCCUGGUUUGGAGGAAAUCAUCACACAAAUCAAUACAGAUUCUGAAACUGCAUCUGUAAUUGAAUCCCGUAAUAUUCUUCUUAAUGCGUUUCCACCUCUUCGUCCUGCUAGUGAUCCAGUCGAUUUGACAGAAGAAUUUUUGGCGAAAAGACGGCGUUUAGCGGAUGAAGAACUUUAUGCUACUUCCUCGUUCACGAAAGAAAUAGACAGUGAAUAUCCAAGCGAACAACUAUCUGCAAGUUCGGAAUUAACUAGCAACGCAUUGCUUCAAAGCACGCUGGCAUCAAAUUCCAUUCAAAUAAACUCAGUUCAAGAUUUUGAAGACCUAAUCUCCCAACAACAAAUUGAAGUCGCUUGUAGACUUUUGGAGAAAGAAAUAAUUCAACUGGUGACUGAUCCUUUCACUGCAACUUUAUUGCGUCCAAAAGCUAUCGCUUACCUGUUCGCUUAUCGUAGGCAUGCUCAGCCAAGUAGAGAAAUCGUCAAUAAUAGUAAUCAAAACAAUCAUAUUAAUGAUGCUACAUGCAACAGCAGCACAUAUCAUCUUGAAAUUGCUCGAGCAUAUAACUCAUUUAUUCGUAGUUGGCGCCAGGAUCUUAUCGAUCGUAAUCUUCUCGGAAGUAGUGUCUCAUCUCAACGUGCUUCUAAUGAUAGCAAGUUGUCGUUUUGGCUGGAAACAAUUACACAAGGUAUUUGAAUGUAUAUUGUUUAUACCAAUUUAUUUUUUUCGUAUUUGGGGUGAAAAAUGUAUAUAAACAGGAUAAAAAGGCCGAUAUGCACCUGCAUUCAUGUGACCACAAGAAACAACUUGUUAUAAAAUGACAAGGAAGAUUUGUAUUGCAUUUUCUGAACUGGCAGUUUAAUUGAGAGAUUUUUAUUGUCAUUCUGGAUAAUAUCAUCAGCUCUUAAAUCAAGUAAAAGUGAGCUGGUUUUUUUUAUUAACGACUAUAGAUUUAUCUGAAAGGGCCUCAUUCAUACAGUUGAAGAAAAUAUAGAACUCAAAACAACUGUCAGCCAAUAUCAAAGUCAGAACCUUUAAUACGAACGUCAAGACAGUUCUACUGUACGGAGCUGAAACUAAGAAAACUACCAUAACCAUCAUAUAAAAGUACAAGUAUUUGUAAACAAUUGUCUACAUAAGAUACAUAAUGUCCGUUUGCCGGAUACCAUCAACAUCAGCCUACUACGGGAGACAACAAACCAGCUUCCAGAUGAAGAGGAAAUUAGGAAAAGACGAUGGAAGUGGAUAAGACAUACAUUGCGGAAAUCAUCAAACUGCAUCACGGGGCAAGCACUAACUUGGAAUUCUGAAAAGAAAAGGAAAAGAGGGUUACCAAGGUAGAUAUUGUACCAAGAAUCGGAAGCAGAUAUCAAAAGGAUGAAUAAAAAGUGGAACGAAUUGUCCAGGACAGAGUUUAAUGGAGAAUGCCAGUGGGCGGUUUAUGCUCCUCCACGAGGAGUAACAGGCGUAAGUAAGUAAUAGAUUUAUCUAUCUCAUCUGCAGAAGGUAGACGGAAUACUUAAAAAUAUAUAUCGAUUAACUUUUAAUGUAUUAGAUUCUUUCUUUAUAAUAUAUCCUCUUCACAUGCAUAGGUUUCGGUCUUUUGUGCAAUGACGAUAUCCCAGAAAUCGGUGUUACUCAGUCAGAAAGUCGUGAGUUUUUGAACUUGGAGGAUAAUACAAUAUCUCAUUUUGCUGAAACAAAAAAUAAUCAGCCUGUAUCUCCCAAUUGGGUUCUCAAAGUUGAGCAUUUGAUGGAUGACACAGAUUGAAAUUUUUCGUUGUUCUUGUUGUUGUUAUUGUUGCUGUUUUUGUUUUUGUUUAAUCGCUUACAAUCACACAUAUUAUGGAUGACCUAUUUUCUUGAUCAUAUCAGUCAUAAUUUGUAAUCUAUCUUCUUUCCUCCAUAAAAGUUUUAUAUUAUUGAUUGUAUAUUUAUAGACAUAUAAAAUAAUUACAGAAUUAAAUACGUAUUUUUAAAAAAAAAGAGAUAUAUUUUUUUGUUUUAUCAGGAUAAUAAAUAUAGAAUUUUAUAUCUAACUAUCUGGUUACUGUUAAGAAAGAAAGAAAACAAAAACGAAGAUUUUCCAGUUUAUCAUGCGAUAUGUACAAAAUAUUCUAUGUGAAUUUUUCUGUUAAAAAUAAACAUUUCCCAAAUU